Molecule: messenger RNA, 2097 nt
Organism: Ceratotherium simum simum (southern white rhinoceros)
Lineage: Eukaryota; Metazoa; Chordata; Mammalia; Perissodactyla; Rhinocerotidae
Gene: ME1
Product: malic enzyme 1
Biological process (GO): malate metabolic process; pyruvate metabolic process
Cellular component (GO): mitochondrion
Molecular function (GO): malate dehydrogenase (decarboxylating) (NADP+) activity; NAD binding
Source: RefSeq, a predicted model, not a curated record
CGAGCCCGCCGCCAGCCGCGCGCCUGCCAUGGAGCCCGAAGGCCCCCGCCGCCGCCACACCCACCAGCGCGGCUACGCCGUGACGCGGAGUCCCCACCUCAACAAGGACUUAGCUUUUACCCUGGAAGAGAGACAGCAAUUGAACAUUCAUGGAUUGUUGCCACCUUGCUUCAUCAGUCAAGAUAUCCAGGUCCUUAGAGUAAUUAGAAAUUUUGAACGUCUGAACUCUGACUUUGACAGGUAUCUUCUCUUAAUGGAUCUUCAAGAUAGAAAUGAAAAGCUCUUUUAUAGAGUGCUAAUGUCUGACCUUGAGAAAUUCAUGCCUAUUGUUUAUACCCCCACUGUGGGUCUGGCUUGCCAGCAAUAUAGUUUAGUAUUUCGGAAGCCCAGAGGUCUCUUUAUUAGUAUCCAUGAUCGAGGGCAUAUUGCUUCAAUUCUUAACGCAUGGCCAGAAGAUGUCAUCAAGGCUGUGGUGGUGACUGAUGGAGAGCGUAUUCUUGGCUUGGGAGACCUCGGCUGUAAUGGAAUGGGCAUCCCUGUGGGUAAAUUGGCUCUGUAUACGGCUUGUGGAGGGAUGAAUCCUCAAGAAUGUCUACCUGUCAUUCUGGAUGUGGGAACGGAAAAUGAGGAGUUACUUAAAGAUCCAUUGUACAUUGGACUACGGCAGAGAAGAGUGAGAGGUGCUGAAUAUGAUGAGUUUUUGGAUGAAUUCAUGGAGGCGGUUUCUUCCAAGUAUGGCAUGAAUUGCCUUAUUCAGUUUGAAGAUUUUGCCAAUGUAAAUGCAUUUCGUCUCCUGAACAAGUAUCAAAACCAAUAUUGCACAUUCAAUGAUGAUAUUCAAGGAACAGCAUCUGUUGCAGUGGCCGGCAUCCUUGCAGCUCUUCGAAUAACCAAGAACACACUAUCUGAUCAAACAAUACUGUUCCAAGGAGCUGGAGAGGCUGCCUUAGGGAUUGCACACCUGAUUGUUAUGGCCAUGGAAAAAGAAGGUUUACCAAAGGAGAAAGCCAUAAAAAAGAUAUGGUUGGUUGAUUCAAAAGGAUUAAUAGUUAAGGGACGUGCUGCCUUAACACAAGAGAAGGAGGAAUUUGCCCAUGAACAUGAAGAAAUGAAAAACUUAGAAGCCAUUGUUCAAAAUAUAAAACCAACUGCCCUCAUAGGAGUUGCUGCAAUUGGUGGUGCAUUCUCAGAACAAAUUCUCAAAGAUAUGGCUGCCUUCAAUGAACGGCCUAUUAUUUUUGCUUUGAGUAAUCCAACUAGCAAAGCAGAAUGUACUGCAGAGCAGUGCUAUAAACUAACCAAGGGGCGUGCAAUUUUUGCCAGUGGCAGUCCUUUUGAUCCAGUCACUCUUCCGGAUGGACAGACCCUGUAUCCUGGCCAAGGCAACAACUCCUACGUGUUUCCUGGAGUUGCUCUUGGUGUUGUGGCGUGUGGAUUGAGGCAUAUCACUGAUAAGAUUUUUCUUACUACUGCCAAGGUCAUAGCUCAGCAAGUGUCAGAUGAGCACUUGGAAGAGGGCCGGCUUUAUCCUCCUUUGAACACCAUUAGAGAUGUUUCUCUGAAAAUCGCAGAAAAGAUUGUGAAAGAUGCAUACCAAGAAAAGACAGCCACAGUUUAUCCUGAACCCCCAGACAAGGAAGCAUUUGUCCGCUCUCAGAUGUACAGCACUGAUUAUGACUACAUCCUACCUGAUUGUUAUUCUUGGCCUGAAGAGGCCCAGAAGAUACAGACCAAACUGGACCAGUAGCAUGAUAGCUGACAUUUAUAACUCCAUAAUGAGAUCUUGAAAUCUUUCAUAAUUUUUAAAGAUUGGAAUCUUUUAUAAUGAUUCAUAAUAUGCUAGAUUAAGAUAAUUUCACUUUAACAAUCUAAAAAUUUAUGGAAGAAUAUUAAUAUACUUUAGUGUGAACAUCUCAGUAGACAAUUUUGUUUCAUUUACGUUCUGGUUAUUUAUGAUUUCUGUCUUAAUUAUUUUGCCCAAGUUCCUAUAAAAGCUACUUGUACCUACUACUGAGAAACUCAUCAUUUUUAUAUCGGGAACUAAUGGGAAGACCAAAAUUAGUAAUAAAUUGAUAUGAUCAACAUUAAAACUCGUAA